This is a messenger RNA of Lepisosteus oculatus (spotted gar), 2736 nucleotides long. RefSeq names its product coiled-coil domain containing 71 like. The record is from RefSeq and is a predicted model, not a curated record. NCBI's taxonomy places the organism in Eukaryota, Metazoa, Chordata, Actinopteri, Semionotiformes, Lepisosteidae.
AACCUUUACAACGGAAACAAAAUCAUGGAGGCAGGGAAUCCUGGGAUACAAGUUUGAAUUUCGAGAGGGAGGGGUUUCUGUGAUGAUGUAAUUGAAAAUUGCUUUAUAAAGUCGUCACGUCCGCAGCUGUCUCAGCCAUUUUGUUCCUUUCCAGAAGAGUGGAUGUAUAUCGCGAAACUUCGGCUCUAGCGGCAGCUGGUGGUAGUGCGUCACCGAAGAGGGUCAGGAACCAAGCCAAAAAAAUCAAAUGGAGGAGGAAAAAGUUGUGUUCUCAAGAUCUAGAAAUUCACUCCUUGGAGAGACUGGUGCGCUGGAAGAAGCCUUUAAACUUUUCAUUCCUCCCAUCAAGGACUUUAUAGCUAAUUCCGAGGACGAAAUAUGGGAUUUUCUUUGCAGCUUGAGGCACGAAGGCUUUUCUCCUGUUAUUCUGAGGAGUAAGGAUGUGUACGGGUAUUCAUCCUGCCGAUCGGUCGUGCCGGAUAAGAGGAAGGGUGAAGGCGAAAGUACUUCGAAAGUUGUUUCCAAGAAGCCCAAGGCUGUAGGACGACGCGUGAAGAGGAAGCGGGGCAGAAAACCAUGGACAUCGAGCAAAAAUAGGAAGAAGACCGGGUCUGGGUCGCGGACACGAAACUCGCAGGGCACAGCUGGCGUGCACCCCUGUCAGAUGAAAGAUCUGGAGGAAAUCUGGAGGGCAGCAACUCCUCAGUUGAUUUCUGUCCGGUCGGUGACGCUGGAAGAGCUCUCUUCGGGAGAUGACAUACCUGCGGCGAGACGCAAAGCUGAGAAACUGAUGAAUGUGAAUCUCACUCCCGUCCUCAGGCUCAGGCGCUUGGUUAUGCCGAUGUAACAUGAAUUCUGAAACCGGAAUGGCUGCUAUUACGACAAAACUGCACUUUAAACGGAAUUCUUCCUGAAACUUUACCUUAAUAUUGUAUUACCUUAUGUAAUUCCCUGGGAAAAUAAGAAGCAAUGGAAAGCACAAAAAAGUGAAUUCCUAAUGCUGCAAACUUGUAAAAAAACGCUUUUUUCCCUCAUGUGUGAAAGGACGUUUUUCUUAACUUCUGGAAAGGCUUAAAUAGUUAAGUCUGAAUUUAACUUGUAUUUUAAUUCUUAUGCCAAAAUGGUAAUUACCAGCUACGUUUUUGAAGUCACCAGCUCACGAGACAGUUUGUCCAUUUCUACAUGGUUUUUACUGAUGUACAAAACAAUUUUUGAGUGACAUACUUUCUACUAUAUCUUGGAACUCUGUCCACGAACCAGCAGUGUGAACCCCGAUGGGUUCAAAUCUAAACUAUACGUGUAGGAGUGGAAGGCAACCGAGGGCAAGAACUUUUUGUUCUGAACUUCGGCUGCGUUAUCUUUAUUCAGGGGUCGAGUAGUGUGCGAACGCAAUCAACUCCGCGUCACCCUCUACGUCACUGUCGCCGGAACAAAAUUACAGAAGUCACUAAGAGGCGUGGAUGGACAGAUAUAUUGUCACCAUGUCGGCACAGCAUGUCAGUAUGGCGUUUGAUGUAUUCGCACGUCUAAACUGUGAUAGGCUUCAGUCGAAGUGCACACUUUUAACCUAGUUUAGUUGUUGCAGCCAACAAGACUGAGUUCUUUCAUAAAUGGUAGUUUUUUUUCCUCAAGUGAUAUAGUGUCUUAUUUAUUGUUCUAUAUGUCUCUGUAAACACUCUAGAAUUUUGUGUCGUUUUAUUUAAAGCAUUUGUCAAGUUUAAAGUACAAGUUUUUUUGGGGGGGAAAUGAGAUCUCGAGUAAUGUAGCAGGUAUAGUGCAACUUUGUGGAAUCGUUGAUAUUUAUUUUGAUUUGAAUAACUUAUGGAACCACAUCCUGCAGCUGCCAAAUUGGACACAUGAUUGCGUUUCCCCUUUAUUUCGGAAUGUAGCCAUAAUGCAAAUAAUGGUGUAAAUGAAGGGGAAGGUGAGCAGGUUUUUUUAUUGAAAUCCUGGCAUUGAUGUCACAGCACUCAUUUUUUUUUAUAACCCCGUAUGUUUAAAUAACUCCACGAAGUUCCUGUCGGUCUUCAUUCAUCUCCCACCUUCCAAAGAUGUGCUGGCUGUCUUAGAAUUUUUGUCUCUAAAUAGUCCAUUUGGGCCGGGUAAUGGUCUGGCAUCCCACCCGAGGCGUAGACCCACUUCACGCCUGUGCUUCCGCUAAUGGCUGUGGGUUGCUGUGACCCUUCCCAGGAAUAACAAUGGUUUCUGAGAGUGGAUAUCUGGGCAAGGCUCAGCUAAGGCCAAGCUAAAAAAAAAAAAUCCAGUUUUCCAUUGUCUGCUUGGUGGUUUGAAAACCUUACUGGAUGUAAAGAAUGUAUAUAUAAUUUGCCAUUUUGACGGAAACGACUGCACUCUGUAUUUUUAAUGCAAGAAAAUCCUACAAAAAGUACAGAUGGGUGUUUAACUGUAUCUAUUAUAGAUACAGCAACUGAACACGCAGCACAGAAGUGAGCAGAUGCUUAGCAAUGUUUGGGGAGGCUGACGAAGAUACACAGGGCUGGCCUUGAUUCCAUGGACACGAUGGACUGUUUGGAAACGAUUAACAUUUUAGCGGUGGUGGUACAACAGGGUUCUGCAACUUCUCGUAUGCAAUGUUAAAAGGGCUUUCUGAAAAUGUCUUAUUUAUGCUUUGAUCUCUUCGUUCUUUUUAUAUUAUUUGAUAUGCUUUGGAUUUUUUUUUUGUACGUGGUCUGAACUGGAAUCUUAUCUUUGAAAUAAACUAUUCUGUAAAUUGUA